UAACCCGGAUGUACUUUAGGUUUGCUUAGUCAGUUAGCUAGCAACCGUUGUACGCAUGCAAACCAUAACAGCGGCAGACGGUAAUUAUCCAUCAGUACCUAGUACAUUUACAAAUACAAGUCCACAAUGUCGUGACUGAAAUUGUAGCUAGUGUUAGUUAAAGUUCUCUGUUGUCGCACAUAAACUUUUAAUUAGCUACAGUUAGGUAAGCUAAUGAAUAAAACUUACUAAGUGUAUUUGAUCGUUGACGUUGCAAGAUUUAUUUUCUCCUGCCUAAGUACCGAGGUAACAACCUGGAUGCUGAUACCCUGCAUAGGACAACACAUGUGGCCCCUCUGACAUCCUGGUCCCGUCUAAUGUGAGUCUCUCCAGUGGCACUGAAACCAUGUCCAGCCAGACAGGAGUAACGCCCUCUCUACGCUUCGGCCAGGUGGUCAUUGGACCCCCAGGCUCAGGAAAAACCACUUACUGCCGAGGAAUGCAGGAGUUCCUUACUCACCUGGGACGCAAGGUGGUUGUGGUGAACAUGGACCCUGCCAACGAAGGGCUGCCUUAUUCCUGUGCGGUAGAUAUCUCAGAGCUGGUCACUCUGGACGAUGUCAUGGAGGGCUUGAAGCUUGGGCCCAACGGUGGGCUCCUCUACUGUAUGGAGUAUGUUGAAGCAAAUCUGGACUGGUUAGAGAACAAGCUGAAACAGCACAGUGACUGUUACUUCUUGUUUGACUGUCCUGGACAAGUGGAGCUCUACACCCAUCAGAGUUCAGUAAAGAAUAUAUUCUCACAGCUGGCCAAGUGGAAUUUCAGGCUGACAGCAGUGCACCUCGUGGACUCUCAUUACUGCACUGACCCAGCCAAGUUCAUCUCUGUGCUAUGUACCUCCCUGUCCACCAUGCUUCACGUGGAGCUUCCCCACGUCAACGUCCUCUCCAAGAUGGACCUUAUUGAGCAGUAUGGCAAACUGGCCUUCAACCUUGACUUCUACACAGAGGUCAUGGACCUGACCUAUCUUCUCGAUCACCUGGCUGCAGACCCCUUCUUUAAAAAAUUCCACCAUCUAAAUGAAAAGUUGGCAGAGGUCAUACAAGAUUACAGUCUUGUCUCCUUUGUGCCUCUCAACGUACAGGACAAAGAGAGCAUGAUUCAGGUCUUACGAGCAGUGGACAAAGCCAAUGGCUACUGCUUUGGAGACCUGGAGGAGAGGAAUCUGCAGGCCAUGAUGUCAGCUGCUGUGGGGGCAGACUUCCAGUUUGACUCUACUCUUGGAGUGCAAGAGCGGUAUGUUGAAACCAGCGGAAAGACUGUGGAGGAGGAAGUGAUGGACCUGUGAAAGGACAAAACUGGUUGGCUUUUUAGCACCAGUGUACUGUACCAGGGGAGUCUUGGCAACAUCCAUCUCACUUGGCCUGAAUUCUGAGCCUCUCUACAAAGGCAGUGGAGAGAUGGGAACUAAAUUUGGGUGCAGGAGAUGCUUCAAGGUUGCACCACACCUCAUAAAAAUCACAAUGAGGACGACUGGACGACUGAUUAUUCGUAUGUCUCCACUGCUGUUUCUAUAGACGACAACAAGGACAUCUUCAAGAAAUGCCAAUACAUUUUCUUAUAAUGUAUUAAAUGUAAAGGCCCUUGUUUUGUUUUUUAGUUAGAUGUUUAUGGCAUCCUUUUAGGGUCUGUAUGGUCAUAUUCAUUCUGAAACAAUAAAGUGACUGUAAUUAAUAUA
Messenger RNA from Siniperca chuatsi (mandarin fish), 1717 nucleotides. It is a transcript of the gene gpn2, whose product is annotated as GPN-loop GTPase 2. The record is from RefSeq and is a predicted model, not a curated record. Gene Ontology annotation, molecular function: GTPase activity. NCBI's taxonomy places the organism in Eukaryota, Metazoa, Chordata, Actinopteri, Centrarchiformes, Sinipercidae. Bases 386 to 1327 code for a protein of 313 amino acids. Gene Ontology annotation, cellular component: cytoplasm. The transcript is spliced from 6 exons.